AUGGGCAAGGGACGCACCGGCGGCGAUGAAGGUUCGUCACCAGCUGCUGCUGCCCCCCUCAGAAGGAGCCCGCGUUGUUUGAAUGGGAGCGACGGCGGUGUCUCUUCUCUCCCCGCUGACGGCGGCCCGCGAAGCAGGAGGGCCGGUCGAGAGGCCAGCACCAAGGAAGCGAAGUCAAGGAAGCAGGGCCCGAGGGACUCCCCAUCUUCCGCCGGUCACUCGCCCGUUCCACUGGAAAGCCCGCCCUCGCCUCCUCCAGAAGGCACGGCGGUCGCCAGCAGCAGCAACGGGGUUCAGCGUCGCACAGCAGCAGCAGACGAAACCGUCAGCGGGAGCACCGCCGCCUCCGGCACCGCUGUAACACCCGUUGUGGGUUCUUCGGAUGUGGCUGGAAUGGCGGAGGAGGAAGAGGAGGAGGAGGAGGAAGAGGAAAAUGCGGGGGCGGGAACCGGGGGGGACGCAGCGGCUGACGGCGUGCGGACGGUGAACUCCAGAAGGGAGGCGUUUGCCCAGGUAGCGCGUGCCCGUGGAGCCCACUUCGCCCGUCCCGACAAGCCACCUGCCCCUGGCACUGCCAGAGCAGGGGCGGCAGCGAGAGGUGCCGGUAGCGGCAGCGGUGGGAGCGGACGGCGACGGGGCGCUGCCUCUGAUGCUGCUUCAGCCGGAGAGGGCGGUGAUGCUCCGAAGGAGCUGUGGCCUGGUCCCUUCGCCGAAGCACGACGUCUGAUGGACAACCGCGAGGCGGCGGCCGCUCUCCGAGAAUCUAUUCGGGUCAACGGCAAGGCCCAGCCAGCUUCGGACGAGGACGGCGACAGCGACGACGAGGGGGACGAGACGCCUCCCCCGAUCAAGGUGGACUGGAAACCCACGGGGAAGGGGAGCAGAAGUGGCAAAUCGCGGACCAUCCCCUCGUUGUUUCGCCUUUGCCUCGACCUUCUGGCGGACAACUUCGACCACAUUGAGUCUCUAGGGGACGUGUCGCCCGAGGUUCGUAACCACCUGGCUGCGGUCAUGUGCCGCCAGCUCAAGCUCACCACGGAGGCCCUGCAGAGGCUUUCUGAACCCGGGGUUACCGAGAUCAUCCUCCCAGACUGCAGCCGCAUCGAGCCCGACCAAAUGCGCAACUCCAUCCUGCAGUGCCGACGCACCCUCAGGGUCUUGAGGCUCGGCACAUGCGGCCGGUGCGUGGGAGACGCCACGCUGGAGGCCCUUACGAAGGCCGGGGGAGUUCCUAGGUUGGAGAUGGCGUCCUUGGCGGGCACGUACCAGCUGACGGACGCUGGCGUGCUGGAGCUGCUGAGCUGCUGCCCGAGACUCACCGGGCUCGAGCUCUCCGCCAACUCGCGCAUUACGCUCAAGGCCCUCGAGAAGAUGGUCGACAAAGAAAGGCCCAUCGGGAUGGCGCUGACGACGCUCUCGUUGACGGACUGCAUCCAGCUCGGGCCCGACGAGCUGGAGCCGUUGAAGGGAAUGGCCUGCCUAGAGAGGCUUUCUCUCAGCGGGGUAAUCAAGCUCACAGACGGAAUCCUCCUGCAGAUCUUGGAGGCGUGCGGCGGACGGUUGCGCCACCUUGACAUCUCGGACUGCACGGACCUUACCGACGCCACGCUCAAAGCCAUAGGGGAGCGGUGCGGGGUCCUGGAGUCGCUCAACCUCGGCCUGUGUCCGCUCCUCACGAGUGGUGCAAUUCAAGAGAUUUUUCAGUACAGCGGGAGCUCUGCAGAGGCGUCGACGGGGCGCCUCGCGCAGAAUCCAAGCGCUACAACCGCCCAAGACGAUGGCGGCAUCAACCCCGCCUGCAGUGGCGAAGGGGGCGCUUUGAACGGGAAGGGGAAAGGGAAGGGGAAGGGGAAGGGGAAGGGGAAGGGCAAAGGUGCAGCGGUAGCCGCCUCUGUGGCCCCGGUACCACGGUCAGCUUCCGCCGAAGACGGGGGCGAUGGGGGUGGUGCACGGAAAGGACACACCAUGCUCAAGUCGAGGCUGACGCGCGUGUCUCUCCGAGGGCUGGCGCAGGUGGACGACAAGGCGGUGGAGGCGAUGGCGGCCGCGUGCUCUGGCAGCCUACGCUCUCUGGACCUUAAAGGACUGGCUCUCAUCACAGACAGGAGCCUGGUGGCGCUUGCGAGAUACUGCUCGUCAUCGUUGGAAUCGCUGGACCUAUCCUUCUGCAGGUCGGCCACCGAGGACGGCUUGGGGCACCUGGUGGACUCUUGCGAUGGCCUCAGGUCUCUCUGCCUGUGGGGGUGCAUGCAGGUCACGGACCGCUUCCUGCGGGGGCACACCAAGGAGGAACUCGUCAUCUCUCGCUACUGA
Messenger RNA from Ectocarpus siliculosus, 2313 nucleotides. NCBI's taxonomy places the organism in Eukaryota, Phaeophyceae, Ectocarpales, Ectocarpaceae. The record is from the annotation of a GenBank genome assembly.